Psilocybe cubensis is the source of this 1734-nucleotide messenger RNA. RefSeq lists its product as uncharacterized. NCBI's taxonomy places the organism in Eukaryota, Fungi, Basidiomycota, Agaricomycetes, Agaricales, Agrocybaceae. Bases 1 to 1734 code for a protein of 577 amino acids. The record is from RefSeq and is a predicted model, not a curated record. The transcript has 4 exons. Gene Ontology annotation, molecular function: NADP binding; flavin adenine dinucleotide binding; N,N-dimethylaniline monooxygenase activity.
AUGCCCAACGGGAACGCUCCUCCGGUACCAACUGCUCCACAUCUCGAUCACGAGCGUCUCAGUAAACCGAUUCACGAAGAGAGGCCCUUGAAAGUCAUAUGCAUCGGAGCAGCAGCUUCGGGUCUGCUAGUGGCGUAUAAGCUUCAAAGGUCCUUCGAAAAUUAUGAACUCAUCGUGUACGACAAGAACGACGACAUCGGUGGAACGUGGUACGAAAACAAAUAUCCAGGUUGUUCCUGCGAUGUCGCUGCACACACCUACACCUGGAGCUUCGAACCUAACCCCAACUGGUCAUCUGUAUACGCUGGCUCGAAAGAAAUCUACGAAUAUUUCAAAGGAAUUGCCAAGAAGUAUGACUUGGAGAAAUACUGCAAACUAAGCCAUCGUGUUCAAAAGGCAGUCUGGAAUGUGGAGAAGGGCCGCUGGGAGGUCGAAGUUCAAAACUUGGUAGAUGGGACAAUAAUUCAGGAUUCAUGUGACAUGAUCAUCAACGCUGGCGGUCUUUUAAACACAUGGAAACUCCCGGACAUCGAGGGCAUCAACGACUUCAAGGGUCCUCUGCUUCAUACGGCUCAUUGGGAUACCUCUGUCGACCUCGAAGGUAAACGCGUCGGGAUAAUAGGAAAUGGGUCGUCUGCCAUCCAGGUUGUACCAGCCAUUGCCCCGCAAGUGGACAAAAUCAUCAAUUUCAUUCGUAGGCCAACAUGGAUCACACCUAUGAACGUCGAACAACAUAUAUAUACCGAAGAGGAGCGUCGUGCUUUUGAAGACCCAGAGACACUUCUCAAAUACCGGAAAGAACUGGAGACAGCUUUUAGCUCCAUCUGGCCUUUGUUCUAUGCCGACUCCGAUAGUCAAAAGGGAAUCUUUGCAGCUGUAGUAACGGAGAUGAAGGAGAAGUUACGAGAUGAAAAACUAAGGGAGCUUCUCAUACCAACAUGGGCUGUAGGGUGCAGAAGAAUAACGCCAGGAACGGGCUAUCUGGAAGCCCUAAGUUCCGAUAAAGUCGAGGUCGUCUUUGGAGAAGUUUCCAAAAUCACCGAAACAGGUUGUAUUGGUGGCGACGGUGUAGAGCACCCGCUUGAUGUGUUGAUUUGCGCUACUGGAUUUGAUACCUCCAAUCGACCUCAAUUUCCCGUUAUUGGCAUCGAAGGUAAAGACCUGAACGACAUAUGGGCAAAGGAGUCGGAAUCAUAUUGGGGGAUCGCGACUCAUGGUUUCCCCAACUAUUUCAUGGUCGGGGGACCCAGUACUCCUGUUGCGAACGGACCUGUGCUCAUCGCUCUAGAGGCACAGAUCGACUAUGCUUUGAAGAUGAUCGAUCGCUGGCAAACAGAAAACAUUCACCAUGUUCAACCAAAGCUGGAGGCUGUUCGAGAAUUUAACGAACAUAAAAACAAAUUCAUGGAAAGGAUGGUCUGGAGUCAAGACUGCCGUUCGUGGUACAAGAAUAACAGUGUCACUGGAAAGGUGACCGUAAUAUGGCCUGGAAGCACCUUGCAGUAUCUAGAGGCUAUGGCUGAGCCUCGAUAUGAAGAUUGGGACAUCCAGUACACCGGCAACCGGUUCGCAUGGCUGGGUAAUGGGUAUUCGCAGACGGAGAUGGAUAGUACUGCUGACUGGGCGUACUAUCUCCGUUAUCAAGACGACAGCCCUUUCCAAAGUCGGGGCAAACGAAGAAAAGCCAUGACGAGAAAAAAGGUUGACAAAUCUGAAAUGAGCGAUGUGUUUUGA